AGUUAAUCUUCUGUUUAGGGUAAUAGAAAAUAGUAGGUAGGUAACCCUGUUCUACUGCAUGUUAUUUACUGUAAAAAUGGAAGGCAUGUGCAGUUACUUGACUACAAUAAUUUGUGCAACUUUUAUGAUCUCAACAGUUUAUAUUAGUUGCAGAAAACACUACAAAAAUUCUGUUUUUAUUACUAGUAGCCCCAUUAUUUAUUUAUUUGAUCAAUCCUCUAACUGUACAGUUUCUUAUUAAUUUUUUAGACAAGAAAUAUUUCUGUUAGGAGUUUAACUGCUAUCUAUUCUCUUCUGAUUCUCUCAGAAAACCAUCACUAUAUCGUUUGCUCAUAUCUGACUUGAUCAUGGCAAUGUAUGAAACAAGUGUUUUUUUUUUCCGAUGGUUCGCAGGGCUGCAGAGGUGUGGCCGGAGCUGCCGUUCCCGGUGGCUGAACUACCUUCGGCCGGGGCUGAAGCACGGCGACUUCUCGCCGGCGGAGGAGAGGAUCAUCUGCAAGAUGUACAGCAAGAAGGGAAGCAGCUGGUCGGCCAUCGCCGCGCAGCUGCCGGGGAGGACGGACCUCGCCGUCAAGAACUACUGGAACAGCACGCUCAAGAAGAGGUUCCCGGCGGCGGCGGCGGCGAGGAGCACCGCCGCCGCGCGCCGCAGGCACCGCCCCGCCGCCAGCGCCACCACAUCGUCCGACGACGACGACGACGUCGACGUCGACGACGCGACCCCGCCCGGCCUCGCGCUGGUCGUCUACAGCGAGGGGAGCACCGCCGCCGCGGCGGCGGCCGGCGAGCUCGCUCCGUACUCCAUCUCAUCCCCGGCCGCCACUGCCGACGCGGCGGAAGAAGAAGAGCCGAUCGCGGCCGUUCCGAUCAGCACCUGCAUCCUGGCACUGCCGCCGCCACCACCACCGCCACCGCCGCCGCCGAGCGAUGCCACCGGCGGCGAGGUGAGCAUCCCCUGCUUCCCCUUCUCGCCGCUGCCAUUCAUCGAGCCGGACUUGCCGGAGCUGACCUGGACGACCGACCUCGACGACAUUACCGCCACCUUCGAUGCCGCCGCCUGCCGCUACCCGAAGCGGCCGCAUCCAAUCACACCGGAUUCGCCUCGCCUUCCGAAGCUUCCCGCCAUUGCCGGCUUCGACGACGUGCAGAGCUUCUUGUCUUGGUUCGAUGACUGAUAGUGUAGCAAGAAAUGGCUCAGUUCUUGGUCGGAAUUAACAGUAGCUGGUUUAGGAGGAGAUGCAUGGUUAUCAUUUGUGUAAUCUGUUCGAAAUUUUUUUAAAAAGUUUUUAAGGUUGUUUGUGUGGCUACUGGCUACGUGAUUAUCUAAGAACUAUCGGUUGAUCUAAUCAUUAUCUGUGAACUUGCUGGUUGCGAAGGUGAACCAAAUGAUUUAGUUUUUUAGCAUAAAUUUGUCGCAAAUUUGUUUUAUAAUUUAACCAAAAGCUUUUUUGAAAAAUUGAAAAUAAAAUCAUCUGUAGCAUAUGCCUACGGUAUAAUACGUCGCCGUUUCUGCUUGCUCGUGCCACCGCAGCGCCUCCCGCCGCCGCCGCCGACCGAUGCCUCGCCGGUCGCCGCUGCCUCUACUCUACUCCUCCUCCUCCUCCCCUUUCACCGCUUCAUUGGCGGUGCUCGCGGCGUGACCCCGAGCUCGGAGCUGACGUCUCAGCGCUGCUGCUCCGCGGACGGCUCGGCGCGCGCCAACUGUUCGACGAAUUGCCCCACCGAGUCCGGUGGCGCCGCGGCUACCUUCGCGCCGCCUUCGCUGCCUCCGUCUCCAACCUCAACGCGCGAGACGGCCACAGGGGAGUGAAAGCAGAGGCUAUGAAAUCAUCGGCGCAAUGAAGUAAUCACUCCUGUCAAUGGUGAUUGAUUCAGCAAUGCUGCUAUCUUGCGAGAAGUCAAUCCGUUUCUCGAUGAAAUAUUGCUUUGGUCUGAAAGUGAAAGCAGAGGUGCAGUGAAGUAACCACUCCUGUCAAUGGUGAUUCAGCGAUUCUUGCAAAAUAGUCAGUUUAAAUGUUACUUUGCUCUGAAAAUUUAGACAAACAUUCUUCCUGUUACAGAUUGAAAACAGGUUAUCUUCAUGUUUCAAUCCAGCUGACACAUUUUUUACUUGCACAACUUCCUGGUUCAUAGAAGUGUAUCUGGCAACGUUCAAAACUUCAAAUUAUCGAAGUACUGGAGUACCUUCCGUUAAUUUCUGGGCACUGUACUUUAGCCAUAUUUGUAAUUUUUCACACAAAAGCAUCCGGGAAAUUAAAGAUUUUCUUCUGGUUAACUUCCUAAAAGUUUGUUAAAUCGUGCACUUGCAUACCUGCACUUAUUUUCAUUGAAGAAACAUUACUGCAACUGUUAUGUACAUAUAGCUGUAUAUCUGUUUUCAAAUUAUACCAAACUUUCAACUCAGCAAGUACUUUGCAUAUUCAACACAAUUUCUUUAGACCCUUCACUCCAAGAAAAACAUAAGCAAGAGAU
Molecule: messenger RNA, 2472 nt
Organism: Oryza sativa Japonica Group (Japanese rice)
Lineage: Eukaryota; Viridiplantae; Streptophyta; Magnoliopsida; Poales; Poaceae
Source: RefSeq, a predicted model, not a curated record